This is a messenger RNA of Trichogramma pretiosum, 2100 nucleotides long. RefSeq names its product phenylalanine--tRNA ligase beta subunit (gene beta-PheRS). NCBI's taxonomy places the organism in Eukaryota, Metazoa, Arthropoda, Insecta, Hymenoptera, Trichogrammatidae. The coding region runs from base 327 to 2096 and encodes 589 amino acids. The transcript is spliced from 12 exons. The record is from RefSeq and is a predicted model, not a curated record. Gene Ontology annotation, biological process: phenylalanyl-tRNA aminoacylation. Gene Ontology annotation, cellular component: cytoplasm; phenylalanine-tRNA ligase complex. Gene Ontology annotation, molecular function: ATP binding; phenylalanine-tRNA ligase activity; RNA binding.
CGGCGAACUGCUAGAACACGUGGAUCUUUGCACAUAUUUCCAUUGUAAUAUUGUGCAUGACAUCUUAGAAAUAUUGCUAGAGUUUAUCAAUAAAUGAAGGAAGUGCAUGGUGAUGUGAAGUCGUCCAGUGACUAUUAAUACCACGACCUGCCAACUCAUUCAUCUAAUUGAUCUCACGUCUUGGAAUUCAUAGUACGAAGACGUGCCAAUUCUGAGAACGUUGGACCAGCUAGAAAUUAUGCAUGUCUAACUGACAUAACCUGAAUGAACGUAUGGUUCAUCUGCGAAUUCGAUCCAGUUACACUUCACCAAAUUAUUUAUAAAAAAUGCCUACGAUUAAUAUUAAGCGCAACUUGCUGUUCCAAGCCCUUGGGGAGACUUACACUGAUGAUGAAUUUCAAAAGUUAUGUUUUGCAUUUGGAUUGGAAUUGGAUGAAGUGACAACAGAACAGCAAAUGAUAGCCAAAGAGCAAGGACUAGAAAAGAUUCAAGGAGCUUCUGAUGAAAUUAUUUACAAAAUUGACAUCCCUGCCAAUCGAUACGAUUUACUUUGUUUAGAAGGUCUUGUUAAUGGUCUUUUAGUAUUUUUAGAAAAAAUACCUGUCCCUUUUUACAAAUCAAUACGACCUCAGAAUAUUGAGAGAAUUGAGAUGAAAAAAUCAUGUUUACAAAUUAGGCCUCAUAUUGUUGCUGCAAUACUAAGAAAUGUAACCAUUACACAAGCUGCAUAUGACAGUUUCAUUGAUCUGCAAGAUAAACUACAUCAAAAUAUUGGAAGAAAACGUAGCUUAGUUUCCAUUGGAACUCAUGACUUGGAUACAAUUCAAGGACCUUUUGUGUAUGAUGCUAAACCUCCUAAAGAUAUUUUCUUUAAACCCCUUAAUCAAGAAAAAGAAUAUACUGGAGAACAAAUCAUGGAGUUAUAUGCAAACCAUGCGCAAUUGAAGCAGUAUUUACAUAUUAUUAAAGAUAGUCCUGUUUAUCCAGUAAUUUAUGAUAAGAAUGGUCUUAUUUUAUCUCUGCCUCCUAUUAUUAAUGGAGACCACUCAAAAAUAACUCUUAAUACAAAGAAUAUUUUUAUUGAGUGUACAGCCACUGAUCUUACUAAGGCCAAAAUAGCUGUUGAUACAUUGGUAUGUGCUUUCAGUGAAUAUUGUUCUAAAAAGCACGAAAUAGAAAUGGUGGAAGUUAUUUAUCCAGACAAUAUUAAGUUUGAAACUCCAGAACUUGAAUAUAGAAUUGAAAAAAUAAGUAGUUCACGUGCUACUAAUUAUGUGGGAAUUAGUCAAUCACCUGAAGAUGUGGCUAAACUUCUUACUAAAAUGUCAUUGAAAACUGAAGUUAAAGGAAAAGAUGAACUGCAUGUGGAAGUUUCACCUACAAGACAUGAUGUUAUUCAUGCAUGCGAUAUUUAUGAAGAUGUUGCAAUUGGUUAUGGUUAUAAUAAUAUUAAAAAGACUAUCCCUAAAACUCCUAGCAUUGGGAAAGAAUUCCCUCUCAAUAAACUCACUGAUCAAUUACGAGAAGCAAUGGCAAAUGCUGGAUUUACAGAAGCCCUAACAUUUUCAUUGUGUUCAAAAGAAGAUAUUGCUGAUAGACUUGGUCAUAAUAUUCAAAAUGUACCAGCAGUACACAUAUCCAAUCCAAAAACUUUAGAGUUCCAAGUUGGAAGGACAACUUUAUUGCCAGGCUUACUAAAAACAAUUGUUGCUAAUAGAAAAAUGCCUUUACCUAUGAAAUUAUUUGAAAUAUCAGAUGUUAUUUUACGUGAUUCAAAUACUGAAGUUGGUGCUCGUAAUGAAAGACGCUUAUGUGUUGUUUAUUAUAAUAAAAUGGCAAGAUUUGAAUUUGUUCAUGGUGUGUUAGACAGAAUAAUGGCCUUACUUGAAGUACCUUGGCAUUGUAAUAAAGAUGACCAGGGUUAUCAUCUUAGACCUCUCGAAGAUCCUACAUUUUUCCCACAAAGGUGUGGAGAAGUAGUAGCUUAUGGCAAAGUUAUUGGCAAAAUUGGCACACUUCAUCCAGAAGUAUUAUCCAAAUUUGGUCUUUCUAUUCCUUGUACAUCAUUGGAAAUAAAUAUUGAACCAUUUUUGUAAUUUA